AUGGAGCAGAAGAGCGUGUUGUUUUCAGCGUUAGGCGUUGGUGUUGGGCUUGGUCUCGGGCUAGCGUCGGGUCAAGGUUUGGGUAAAUGGGCAAACGGCUCGGUUUCUGGAGAGGAUGGGCUUACGGGAGAAAAGAUUGAGCAAGAGUUGGUGAGGCAGAUUGUUGAUGGAAGAGAGAGUAGUGUCACUUUCGACGAGUUUCCUUAUUACCUUAGCGAGAAAACGAGGCUUUUAUUGACAAGUGCAGCUUAUGUUCACCUAAAGCAGUUUGAUAUCUCCAAGCAUACACGUAAUCUUGCACCUGCGAGUAAGGCUAUUCUACUGUCUGGACCUGCUGAAUUUUAUCAGCAGAUGCUUGCAAAAGCAUUGGCUCAUUAUUUUGAAUCGAAACUAUUGUUACUAGAUGUAACCGACUUCUCUAUUAAGAUGCAGAGCAAGUAUGGAUGCAGCAGGAAGGAACCUUCUCACAAGAGAUCUAUUUCUGAGAUGACACUGGACAAAAUGUCGAAUUUGAUGGGAUCUUUCUCUAUGCUCACACAAAAGGAAGACACAAGAGGAACCUUGCGUAGGCUCACUAGUGGCAACGAUCUGACCUCAAGGGGCUUUGAAAGUUCAAGUCAUCCUCCUCGCUUGAAGCGAAAUGCUUCUGCUGCUUCUGAUAUCAGUAGCAUAUCUUCCCGUUCUGCAAGUUCUGUUUCAGGUUCAAGCAAACGCAGUACAAACUUGUGUUUCGAUGAGAAACUUUUCCUUCAGUCACUUUACAAGGUCUUGGUUUCGGUUUCGGAAACCAAUCCUAUAAUAAUAUACCUAAGGGACGUUGAGAAGCUUAUUCAGUCAGAGAGGUUCUAUAAGUUGUUCCAGAGGCUCUUAUCCAAGCUUUCUGGUCCUGUUUUACUUCUCGGCUCAAGACUAUUAGAACCUGAAGAUGACUGCCAAGAAGUAGGAGAAGGCAUUUCUGCUUUGUUUCCUUACAACAUAGAGAUCAGACCACCAGAGGAUGAGUCUCAGCUCAUGAGCUGGAAAACAAGAUUCGAAGACGACAUGAAACUGAUACAGUUUCAGGACAACAAGAAUCACAUAGCUGAGGUUCUUGCCGCUAAUGAUCUAGAAUGUGAUGACUUAGGUUCCAUAUGCCAUGCGGAUACAAUGUUCCUGAGCAGCCACAUUGAGGAGAUUGUGGUUUCCGCAAUCUCUUACCAUUUGAUGAAUAAUAAAGAACCUGAAUACAAAAACGGCAGGCUUGUAAUAUCUUCCAACAGCUUGUCCCAUGGACUGAGUAUACUCCAGGAAGGUAACAGAUACCCUGAAGACUCCUUGAAGCUGGAAAGAAACACUGACUCCAAGGUACUCACAGUUUUACCAUGUGCUUUUGAAAUCUUAAAGGUGUCUGAAAUGUUACUGGCCCUGGUGCAGGGAGAAGAAGGUGAAGAGAUAGCAAAGAGUGAGCCCAAAUCUGAGACGGUUCCUGAAAACAAAAAUGACUUAGAAACAUCAAUUUCUACAGCAAAGAAUGAAUGUCCAUUGCCACCAAAAGCACCUGAGGUGGCUCCUGAUAAUGAAUUUGAGAAGCGGAUAAGACCAGAGGUUAUCCCAGCAAAUGAGAUUGGUGUGACGUUUGCUGAUAUAGGUUCACUAGAUGAAACCAAAGAAUCACUUCAAGAGCUUGUCAUGCUUCCUCUCCGUAGGCCUGACCUGUUCAAAGGUGGUCUCCUCAAGCCCUGCAGAGGAAUCCUCCUCUUUGGACCACCUGGUACAGGGAAAACCAUGAUGGCCAAAGCCAUUGCGAACGAAGCUGGAGCUAGUUUCAUAAACGUGUCCAUGUCCACAAUCACUUCAAAGUGGUUUGGAGAAGAUGAGAAGAAUGUUAGAGCUUUGUUCACCUUAGCAGCUAAAGUGUCUCCAACUAUAAUCUUUGUGGAUGAAGUUGAUAGUAUGUUGGGGCAGAGAACAAGAGUUGGAGAGCAUGAAGCUAUGAGGAAGAUUAAAAAUGAGUUCAUGACUCAUUGGGAUGGGCUUAUGUCGAGUUCCGGUGAUAGGAUUCUUGUUCUUGCUGCAACUAAUAGACCGUUUGAUCUAGAUGAAGCCAUCAUUAGGAGGUUUGAGCGAAGAAUCAUGGUUGGUCUUCCAUCGGUGGAGAGCAGAGAGAAGAUCUUGAGAACCUUAUUGUCAAAAGAGAAAACAGAGAAUCUUGAUUUCCAUGAGCUUGCACAGAUGACAGAUGGGUAUAGUGGAAGUGACCUCAAGAACUUUUGCACAACGGCUGCAUAUCGACCAGUGAGGGAGCUGAUAAAGCAGGAGUGCUUGAAGGACCAGGAGAGGAAGAAGAGAGAUGAAGCAGAGAAUCGUAGUGAAGAGGAAUCUGAAGAAAAAGAAGAAGCAUCUGAGGAGAGAGGCAUAACGCUAAGAAGUUUGAGCAUGGAAGACAUGAGAGUAGCUAAAAGCCAGGUUGCUGCUAGCUUUGCAGCAGAAGGAGCAGGAAUGAAUGAACUGAAGCAGUGGAAUGAUUUGUAUGGAGAAGGAGGCUCCAGAAAGAAGGAACAGCUCUCUUACUUCCUUUAA
This is a messenger RNA of Eruca vesicaria subsp. sativa (arugula), 2559 nucleotides long. NCBI's taxonomy places the organism in Eukaryota, Viridiplantae, Streptophyta, Magnoliopsida, Brassicales, Brassicaceae. The record is from the annotation of a GenBank genome assembly.